AAUACGUUGGAAGCAGCCAAGUGACACGCAGAACGCACACUUCCAUUUUCUCUGCAAAACCCUGAAGCCGGCGAUGAUGUCGCUAGGUUCUCUGUCGUCAACCUUCACUCUAGCGCCACCGUUCACUCGCCACCACCGCCACCACUCCUCCGCCGGCAGCAGAACUUCCUCAUUCCCCACUCGCGCGAGAAUCGAAAACGUCAGAAUGGAACCCCGAGAGGUGCCAAACCCCAAGCCCAAGGAGGAGAAACUGUGGGGUGGAAGGUUCAAGGAAGGAGUAACCGACGUCGUUGAGCGCUUCACCGAGUCGAUCUCCUUCGAUAAGGAGCUUUACAAGCAGGACAUCACUGGAAGCAGAGCGCAUGCUUCAAUGCUCGCUCAUCAGGGAUUGAUUACGGUGACUGAUAGGGAUUCUAUUCUGCAAGGCUUGGAUGAGAUUGAGAGGCGGAUUGAAAACGGCGAGUUCAAUUGGAGGACUGAUAGGGAGGAUGUGCACAUGAACAUUGAAGCUGCGCUCACUGACAUGAUUGGCGAGCCUGCUAAGAAGCUUCACACCUCUCGGAGCCGGAAUGAUCAGGUUGUGACGGACUUGCGCCUCUACUGCCGUGAUGCCAUUGAUGAGAUUCUUGCAAGCAUGAAGCGACUUCAAGUGUCACUGAUGACCCUAGCUUUGGACAAUCAGGGCCUUAUUGUUCCUGGUUAUACUCAUCUGCAGCGCGCACAGCCUGUUCUGCUCCAGCAUCUUCUGCUAGCUUAUGUUGAGGAGAUUGAGCGUGAUGCUGGUCGUUUGAUAGAUUGUAGAGCUAGGAUGAAUUUCUGCCCCUUAGGGGCUUGUGCAUUGGCUGGUACAGGGCUACCCAUUGAUCGAUUCAUGACUUCAGAUGCCUUAGGAUUUACAGCUCCCAUGAGAAAUAGUAUAGAUGCAGUAUCAGACAGAGAUUUUAUACUGGAGUUUCUUUCUGCUAAUGCCAUCACUGCAGUGCACCUUUCUCGGCUUGGUGAAGAAUGGGUAUUGUGGGCUUCAGAAGAAUUUGGAUUUAUAACACCAAGUGACUCUGUUUCAACUGGAAGUAGUAUAAUGCCUCAGAAGAAGAAUCCGGAUCCAAUGGAACUUGUCCGUGGGAAGUCUGCCAGAGUCAUAGGAGACUUGGUUACUCUUCUCACACUGUGCAAAGGGCUUCCUCAAGCAUAUAAUCGUGAUUUGCAGGAAGACAAAGAACCGGUAUUUGAUAGCGUCAAAACCAUUUUGGGGAUGCUUGAGGUAUCAGCAGAAUUUGCACUGAACAUUACUUUCAAUCGUGGGAGAAUACAAAAGGCUUUACCUGCUGGUUAUCUUGAUGCAACCACACUUGCUGAUUAUCUUGUCAAGAAGGGAGUGCCAUUCAGAACGUCUCAUGAUAUUGCUGGAAAAUCUGUUGCUUUAUGUACAUUGAAAGACUGCCAACUGCUGGACUUGAGUCUCGAUGAGCUGAGAAGUAUAAGUCCAGUCUUUGAAAAUGAUGUGUAUGAGUUUCUUGGAGUAGAAAAUUCGAUCCAAAAAUUCAUUUCUUAUGGUUCCACCGGGUCAGCAUGUGUAGCCGAGCAAAUUGAUUACUGGAUAAAAAAACUUGAACUGCAGUGAAGAUUACCUAAUUGUCAUGAAACUCUCAGCAUGCUGGGGAAGCCAUUUCUUAAGCUUAGAAUAAUAGGCAUAGCCCUCUGCUUCCCAAAUAUCCUGCGGCAUGUUGUUCUAGAAUAACAAGGAUGAUAUCUUUAAAUACUUGCUAGUUAUAUGCCAAAUUAGUUAUGGUUGCUGAAUAGGUGGUUUCAGAAUCAAAGGUGACAUGCCUUAAAGUUUUGAGCUUGUUAGCUUGUUGCAUAUUGUAUGUCGGAUGAGAAUUUCAGCAUGCACCAUGCUGUAUGAAUUUAUAUCGCUUAUGAUGAAA
This is a messenger RNA of Lotus japonicus, 1925 nucleotides long. Its product is annotated as argininosuccinate lyase, chloroplastic. The record is from RefSeq and is a predicted model, not a curated record. Gene Ontology annotation, cellular component: cytosol. The transcript has 6 exons. Gene Ontology annotation, molecular function: argininosuccinate lyase activity. Lineage: Eukaryota; Viridiplantae; Streptophyta; Magnoliopsida; Fabales; Fabaceae. Bases 74 to 1621 code for a protein of 515 amino acids.